Messenger RNA from Calidris pugnax (ruff), 3312 nucleotides. It is a transcript of the gene ADAM8, whose product is annotated as ADAM metallopeptidase domain 8. Bases 94 to 2631 code for a protein of 845 amino acids. NCBI's taxonomy places the organism in Eukaryota, Metazoa, Chordata, Aves, Charadriiformes, Scolopacidae. The transcript is spliced from 21 exons. Gene Ontology annotation, biological process: positive regulation of membrane protein ectodomain proteolysis; regulation of cell-cell adhesion; positive regulation of cellular extravasation. Gene Ontology annotation, molecular function: cell adhesion molecule binding; metalloendopeptidase activity. The record is from RefSeq and is a predicted model, not a curated record.
GCUCCGCCGCUCCGCCGCCUCCUGCUGCUGCUGCUGGUUCACGGUGCCACUGCCAGGCUGGAGGAAAAGCUCGUCCAUGUUGAGAAGUAUGAGAUGGUGAUGCCACGGAAGAUGCCAGUGCCUCGGGGAAAGAGGGAACUCUCUGCACUACUGAGCACCUACCCGGACCAUGUCCUCUACAGCAUCCGUGCGGAAGGCAGGGACUACCUCCUGUGGCUGGAGAAGAACAAGGAGCUGCUGGGGCAGCAGUACACUGAAACGCACUACUUAGCUGACGGCACAGAGGUCACAGAGAAGCCAGACAUUCAGGAUCACUGCCUUUAUCAGGGCCAUGUGCAAGGAUACACCGACUCAGCAGUGAGCAUCAGCACCUGCAGUGGGCUCAGUGGAUUUUUCCGGGUGAAUGAGACCACCUUCCUGCUGGACCCCCUGGAGGAGGAUGCGGCCGGCCAGCAUGCAGUGUACAGAGCAGCUCACCUGCGGGGGAAGCGCGGCGUGUGCCUGGAGUCCAGUGCCACCCUGGAAUAUGACCACGAACCAAAAAUUCCUGCAGCUAUGAAGCUCUACCGCUGGAGAUCAGCUCCAUUACACAAAGGUCCCCGAUAUGUGGAGCUGGUCUUGGUUGUGGACAAUGAGGAGUUCAGGAAACACAAGGAUUUGCGUACAGUGCAGAACCGCAUGAAGGAAAUUGUGAACCAUGUUGACAAGCUUUAUCAGCCUCUUCACUUGCGGGUGGUGUUGAUUGGCUUGGAGGUGUGGAGCCACAAGGACAAAAUUGUGGUCAGUCCCAACCCAGAGGUGACACUGGACAACUUCCUCCACUGGCGAGAGGCAGAGCUGCUGCGGAAGAAGCCGCAUGACAACGCCCAGCUGAUCACGGGCAUAGACUUCCAUGGCACGACUGUAGGGCUUGCCAAGAAGCUUGUGAUGUGCACCAGGGACUCAGGCGGUGUCAAUCAGGACCACAGCAUGAAUCCUAUUGGCGCUGCAUCCACCAUGGCUCACGAGAUGGGGCACAACCUGGGGAUGUCUCAUGAUGAAGAUGUUGCUGGCUGCCUCUGUCCUGUCCCCAAAGCUGAUGGAGGAUGUGUCAUGGCAGCGAGUGUUGGCUUGGCUUAUCCCAAGCGUUUCAGCCGCUGCAGCGAGCAGGACAUGUGGCAGUUCCUCAGGGAUCCCAGGACCAGCUGCCUGCUGAACGUCCCCAGGGUGGAUGAGCUGUAUGGGGGCCCAGUGUGUGGGAACCAGUUUGUGGAACGGGGAGAGCAGUGCGACUGUGGCACACUGGAGGAGUGCUCCGACCGCUGCUGCAAUGCCACCACUUGUCAGCUGAAAGAGGGAGCUGAGUGUGCCCAGGGGGACUGCUGCCAGGACUGCAAGGUGAAGGCUGCUGGUGUGAUCUGCCGGGCCAGUAAGAAUGACUGUGACCUGCCUGAACACUGCACUGGCUUCAGCGCCGAGUGCCCGGAGGAUGUCUUCCAGGAGAAUGGCUUCCCCUGCCAGAACAGCAAUGGCUACUGCUACAACGGGGCCUGCCCCUCGCACAGCGAGCAGUGCCGCAUGCUCUGGGGUGCAGGGGCCCAGGUGGCUCCUGAUGUCUGCUUUAAGCACAACAGUGAGCAACACCUUCAUCUCCACUGCCUCACCGACUAUGGGAAGCGGCCCUGUAGCCCCAAGGAUGUGAAGUGUGGCACACUGCUGUGCCUGAGUGACACCAUCAGCCCAGUCCUCGGUGGUGGCUCCUAUUCCCUCUUCCUUGGCCGCUUCAAGUGCAAGGCGGUCAUUGCCAGCAAUGAUGCCAAUGAAGUGAUGGCCAAGCUCAGGCUGGUGCCCACUGGUACCAAGUGUGGAGAUGAGAUGGUCUGCUAUGCCGGGCGCUGCCAGAACCUCCUGGUCUAUGGCAACAAGAACUGCUCAGCCAAGUGCAACAACCACGGGGUGUGCAACCACAAGCAGGAGUGUCACUGUGAGCCGGGCUGGGCAGCACCGUACUGUGAGCAGAAGAUUUCAGGGAUGGCGGCAGGGAGCAGCAGUGUGGUCUUGGCGGUGGUGCUGGGCGUGCUGGUGCUCUCCAGCAUCCUUCUUGGCAGUAGCUUCAUGCUCCUCAGAGGCAGGGUGACCAGGCACUUCCAGAAAGGGAGUACCUCUGGUGGGCCCACCUCUGGCCUUGCUGACCCACUCUUCCAGGAGGGUGGCCAGAUGGCCUGUCCCCGCCGCCAGCUGUCCCACCAUGAUAUCAGCCACCCGAACCUGCUCAGCAGCACGGUGGCCCUGGGGAAUGCCCGGCCCCUCGCACCCUGCGGCCCAGCACUGCAGGUCAGGGAGACGAAGGGAGCCCCGGCACGGAGCAGCCAUGGCCAGCAGGGCAGGAGGGCAGCCUUUCAGCCCUGCUUUUUGCUGACCCUGCAGGCCCCAGAACUGGUCCCCAAGGUAACAUCUCCAGGACGGCCCUCACAGGUGAAGUUGAAGCCACCCACCAAGCCUCUCCCGGCACUGAAGAACAAGGCACCGUGCAAUGGUGAGGGGCUGCCGAGACCAGCCCUCCCUCACCCUCUACGGACAACCCCCUCCAUCCUUCAGCAGGACAUCCCCCUGAAGGUGGCCCUGAAGCUACCACCCCCAGCCAGGAGGUGACCAAGGAUGCCUCAUCCACUGCCAUGGCUGAGGAUACGCUGGCUCUGGUGGCACAGCCAGGGCACCAUGGUCUGGCUUCCACCCUCACUUGAAUUGCUCACCGGACCCUCUCCCAGGAGGACACCCACGUUUACAGAUUUGAGUUGUGCCUUAACAGACUUGUGUAGCCUCACGGCUGGCCCAAGGAGAGUCACUAGCUGGGGCUUUGUAAGGAGACCAGGAUUGGGGACAAUACCAGCUCCAGUUUUGAGGCCAGCCUCAAGUUGGUCCAGGCUCUCCUGCACCCUAUGAACUGCUGCCUUCUCUCCUGACAUCCUGAAUGUGUGCUGCUCCUCAUGCCUUCCCUGCUGGGGCCAUGGCAAGAAGCUCCCAGCAUUGCCUGCCAGAGCUGGAGGAGCACAGGGACCAACAGGGACCCACAGGGACCAUGCCCCAGGGCCAUCACCCCACCUGGGGGUCUCACCAAGGAUUUUGACAGGUCCAAACUGGGCUUGGGCUCCCCACAGGGCUUUAGCUUUUAUCACUUGUGUGACUGUUGUCCUGGAAUUUCCUGGAAGCCUUUUUACUGCAGCCGUUAACUUAUGACCCUUCUGUGACCAUUUUGAGCCAUCUGUCAUGAAACCAGCCCCUCCCCCCCAUUUUUGAUAUUAUUUAGGUUGAAGGCUUUUAUACCAAUAAAGA